Penicillium bovifimosum is the source of this 1545-nucleotide messenger RNA. RefSeq names its product M18 family aminopeptidase. Gene Ontology annotation, cellular component: fungal-type vacuole. Gene Ontology annotation, biological process: proteolysis. The record is from RefSeq and is a predicted model, not a curated record. Bases 1 to 1545 code for a protein of 514 amino acids. NCBI's taxonomy places the organism in Eukaryota, Fungi, Ascomycota, Eurotiomycetes, Eurotiales, Aspergillaceae. The transcript has a single exon. Gene Ontology annotation, molecular function: metalloaminopeptidase activity; zinc ion binding.
AUGACUAGAAAGUACGGCGCGGCCCAAGGCCUCCAUAUGCCAUGGGAUUUACAACUCACCGCUGAUAUUCCCUUCAUGCCGGAGCGCAUACCUGCAUCCCAGCCAGUCCGAGCUCAGGAACCGUCCGCUGAUAAAUCUGUCCGACCCGAGGACUACUCCAAGCCAUACUGCGAGUUUAUGACAUCCAAUCCCACAAUCUUCCAUGCCGUCAAAUCCUUCUCCAAGCAGCUGGAAGACCAUGGCUACAAGCACCUCUCCGAACGAGCGGUGUGGACCUCUGAGCUGAAACAAGGCGGCAAGUUCUAUACUUCUCGUAACGGCAGCUCUUUGAUUGCUUUUAACAUUGGUUCCAAGUACGAGAGCGGCAACGGCGUCGCUAUCGUCGCUGGCCACGUUGAUGCCCUGACUGCCAAGCUGAAGCCCGUGUCCAAGCUACCGAACAAAGCAGGCUUCGAGCAGCUUGGAGUUGCCCCGUACGCUGGUGGACUCGGCCCUACAUGGUGGGAUCGUGAUCUCGGCAUCGGUGGUCGGGUGCUCGUCCGCGAUCCGGAAACUGGCAAGGUUGAGAAUAAGCUGGUUAAGCUUGACUGGCCUAUUGCUCGUGUGCCUACUCUCGCUCCGCACUUUGGUUCUCCUGCAAAUGGCCCAUUCAAUCCGGAAACUCAGAUGGUGCCCGUAAUUGGCAUCGACAACUCUGAUCUGUUUGGACCCUCCAAGGUCGAUGCUAGUGACAUCAAGUAUGGCAAGUUUGCCUCGACCCAACCAGAGAAACUCGUGAAGAUCAUUUCGAAGGAGCUUGGUAUCACGGACUACAGCACUAUCGUCAGCUGGGAGUUAGAACUCUUCGAUACCCAGCCUGCGCAGCUCGGUGGCUUGGAGAAGGAUAUGAUCUUCGCCGGUCGCAUCGACGACAAGCUCUGCUGCUAUGCUGCCCAGGAGGCUCUCAUUGCUUCAUCCGAUGACACAUCGCCCGGUAUAGUGAAGAUGGUCGGUAUGUUUGAUGAUGAAGAGAUUGGCAGCUUGCUCCGACAAGGUGCUCGAUCGAACUUCAUGGGCAGCGUCAUUGAUCGGAUCACCGAGGCCUUCGCAAAGGACAACUACGGCCCCAACCUUCUUUCCCAAACGGUGGCCAACAGCUUCUUGGUGUCUUCGGAUGUCAUCCACGCAGUGAACCCGAACUUCCUGAACGUCUACCUGGAGAACCAUGCGCCUCGCCUUAAUGUUGGUGUCACGGUGUCUGCCGACUCCAAUGGACAUAUGACGACCGACAGUGUCAGUGAGGGCUUCAUCAGGCGGGUUGCAGAGCGUUGUGGGUCAACCCUGCAGGUUUUCCAGAUUCGCAAUGACUCUCGAAGCGGUGGCACUAUUGGGCCUAUGACGAGUGCUCAAAUCGGUAUGAGGGCUAUUGACUGUGGUAUCCCGCAAUUGAGUAUGCACAGCAUUCGUGCCACUACUGGAAGCUUGGACCCUGGUCUGGGUGUCAAGUUGUUCAAGGGAUUCUUUGAUCACUACGAAGAGGUCGACAAGGAGUUUGCCGAUUUUUAG